Candidozyma auris is the source of this 1497-nucleotide messenger RNA. RefSeq names its product snoRNA-binding rRNA-processing protein UTP15. Bases 1 to 1497 code for a protein of 498 amino acids. Gene Ontology annotation, biological process: positive regulation of transcription by RNA polymerase I; rRNA processing. NCBI's taxonomy places the organism in Eukaryota, Fungi, Ascomycota, Pichiomycetes, Serinales, Metschnikowiaceae. Gene Ontology annotation, cellular component: nucleolus. Gene Ontology annotation, molecular function: protein binding. The record is from RefSeq and is a predicted model, not a curated record. The transcript has a single exon.
AUGUCCUCGACAAGACACAGAGUCCAACAAGCACGAGCGCCUGUUUUACCUUCUAAAACCACACCAGAACAGAGGUACUGGAAAGGAUUCAUGAAUCCUCAGCUCAUCAAGGAAAAUCAUCCCAUCACACACAUCCACUUCAACCCAGUUUCUCCCCAUGAUUUUGCCGUUACUUCCUCUACAAGAAUCCAAGUUUUCUCUUCCAAAACAAGACAGGUCACAAAAACGUUCUCAAGGUUCAAAGAUGUGGUGUACUCGGGUGAAUACAGAUAUGACGGGAAGCUUUUAGUCGCUGCCGAUGCCCUGGGUCUUGUCUCCAUCUUUGACGCAUACCAGCCUCGAAAUCUUCUUGUCAGUAUAUCGCCAUCCUCCCAUCCAUCGCAUGUUGCCAAAUUUCACCCAACGAUAGGAAACCAGCUUGUCACCGGCUCUGACGAUAGAGUCAUGAGAGUUUACGAUAUUUCCCAGAGUACAAGUGGACCUAUUGUCGAGUUUGAUGACUCCCUUCAUAACGAUUACAUAAGAAGUUGUGCUUUUGUUCCAGGUAACUCUAACUUAAUUACUACGGGGUGUUACGAUGGUGUGAUCAGACUCUUUGAUACCAGACAACAAGACCCCAUUGCCAAGUUUGACCAAGGGAGUCCUGUGGAAGAUGUGUUAGCUCUCACUCCUACGACGUUAGUCAGCGCUGGUGGUCCCCAAGUUAAAGUGUGGGACUUGGCUAAAGGAUCUCAAAUACGUGAGUUCACUAACUUCACUAAGACCGCCACCUCUUUGCACGAUGCCGGCAGCAAAGGCUUGCUCGUCGGUUCCCUUGAUGGCCAUGUGAAGAUAUUCGACUACAGCUCUCCAAAUUGGGAUGUCAAAUUUGGCUGGAAGUUUGCCAGUGGAGGUGUAUUGAGCACAGCUGUUUCUCCUAAUUAUAAGCAUUUCGCUACAGGCUUGACAUCUGGUCUUCUCUCUAUCAGAACAAGAAAAACUGAGCCUAAGUCCGUUCAGCAGAAACAGAAGCAUUCUCUCUCAUAUGCCAGAGCCAUCAAGGGCAAUGAUUAUACUGGAGAUGAAGGAGCACAAAUCAUUACGACUGCAGGAACUGGCCCCAAGAAGAUAACUCCUUACGAAAGGAAUCUUCGUGGUUUCAGAUGGGCCGAAGCGCUCGACACUGUUGUUGGUGGUGGGUACUCUAAAGAGCAGGUGGUGACCGUAAUGCAUGAAUUGAAGAAGAGAGGUAAAAUUAGAGCUGCCUUGUAUGGUAGAGACGAAAGUUCACUAAUGCCCAUUGUGCAAUGGUGCAUCAAAAACCUUGAAGACGUGAGGUACUUCAACGUCAUAUGUGAUUAUCUUGCUGUGAUUUUCGAAUGUUAUGGUCAUUUGCUUAGUAAGAGUGUUGCUCUUGAAGAGGCUUUUAACACCUUGUCUCAGCAAAUACGAUUGGAGGUCAGAAAGUGCAAAGACGCAAAGGAAAUGAGUGGAAUGUUGGAACUAUUAGCUAUUUAA